AUGGAAUUACCAUUUAAUGUACUUUGGAAUUUACAACACACAAUCAACAGCAAAAACGGAACGCAAAACGAUAUAGAGGAGAUUGCUGCUUCACUGGCACGACAACUGGAUGGAUCCAAACCUAUUGCUGCAGCCGUUAAAGAUAUUGUUCGAAAAACUGCUUUGCAACAAACAGCAAAAAAUGCAUUUUCUGCGGGUGUUACGCGCUCAAUUGUUUACGCUUUUACAAAGAUCACAAAAAUGCUGAAGUCGUUGAAACAUUUAUAG
This is a messenger RNA of Acanthocheilonema viteae, 267 nucleotides long. NCBI's taxonomy places the organism in Eukaryota, Metazoa, Nematoda, Chromadorea, Rhabditida, Onchocercidae. The record is from the annotation of a GenBank genome assembly.